CAUUAAGUUGUCAAAAUUUGUGAGAAUAGGAAGUGCGUGACAGUUCAGUUCGAUUCGAGACAAAGCAGCGAGAUUCUAGCCCAGCCACCAGAAUCAGGCAACAGUAUCAGCUAAAACCCUGAUCGGAUCUCGUCGGAGCGGGACUCUCGGGUGGACAAUCGCCAGGAACCAACCACUCAGUCGACCUAUUCAGACCCACGCCAAGUCAAAACAAAUUAAACCAUGCAAAUUCCCCGAUCGUAAUCGGAAUUUCAAUCACAAUCACAAUCCGUAACGCGGCCGACCUGUUAAUAGUUUAAUUAGCGGUCAUAAAUAAUAACACAAGAAUUAAUUGAUUUUCGUUAUAAAUCAAUAAAUAACUAACCAACCAGACUGCCAGCCAAGCUGUUCAAUCAAGUGCAGCCCGUUAAAAAGGAGGGGAAAAAUCAGAUCGCGCCGGAGCUAAAUAUUUUUAGGUGCUGAAAUGAAACUAUUUACCAACAAAAACCAGCGCAAUGCAAAGCUGCUGCGCUGCGCUGCCCUCGGGAUGACCCUGCUGUUCUUCGGCUCGCUGGUGCUCAUCGCGGACCCUUUGCAGAGCAUCCUGGAUGCGCAACUGAGCUUGAAGCCCGGUGCCUUGCUCCAUCGACUGUGGCUUCUGCCGCCGAUCGACGUGUACAUCAACGUGUACAUGUUCAACUACACUAAUGUGGACGAUUUCACAGCUGGCAGGGCAUCCAAGUUGCAGGUCCAGGAGGUGGGCCCUUAUGUUUACAAGGAGAUUCUGAGCAACCACAACAUCACCUACAACGAGUCAAACAACACCAUAACCUAUACGCCGAGACGCGAAUAUGUCUUUGCACCGGAGCGAUCUGUGGGCGAUCCCAAGGUCGACCGCAUCCGGGCUCCCAAUAUCCCACUCAUGGGUGUGACCACUCUGGCCUCCAGUCUAUCGAUGUUCGCCGCCCUGGGACUGAGUGCCCUUACCAGGCGACUCAACUCACAGCCAAUGCUGGAGAUGAGUGUCCACGACUACAUGUGGGGCUACGAAGAUGACCUGGUGGAACUGGCCUCUCGAUUCGUGCCCAACUGGAUUGACUUCACCAGCUUUGGCAUCAUGGAGAAGCUUUUUCGGGAGGGAAAUGAGAGCAAUGUGUUCAACAUGAACCUGCGGGAAGGCAAGGACAAAUACGGAGUGAGGCUGCCCGAUGCUCCUCGUGGUUACACCGUGAACAGCAUCAAUGGAGAGCGCGGAUUCAAGCGUUGGCAGUACGACGAGGAGACCAAUGGCACCAUGUGCAAUAGGAUCUGGGGCAGCCAUGAUGCCACCCUCUUCCCACAGGACAUGGAUGAGAACGACGAGUUCUACCUGUACAGGCGCACCUUCUGCCGGCGCCUGCCCGUGAAGUUCAACCGCACCACCAGCUACAAUGGUCUGGAUGCCUUCGAGUUCGUGAUGGAGCCGGACUCCUUCGACAGCGAGCUGGGCGACGCCAACUCCUCGUGCUACUGCAAGAACAACCGCUGCCUCAAGAAGGGUGUUGGCAGCGUCUCACCCUGCUACUACAACAUUCCUCUAGCCAUUACGUAUCCGCACUUCAUGCACGCCGAUCCCAGUCUUCUGGAGCCUUUUGAGGGCCUCCAACCCAACGAGUCGCGCUUCACCUCCACCUUCGUGGUGCAACCGCAACUGGGAUCUCCGAUGCAGGGCACCCACCUGCGGCUGCAGGCCAACCAGGUGGUCGGAAAGGUCAACUUCAACCGGAUGAUGGAGCCCUUCGAGAACAUGAUAUUGCCGCUUCUGUGGGUGGACCUGAACAUCGAUGUCCUGUGCCUGAGCCUGCGGGUGCUCAUCCACGGCAUCAAGUGGGGCUUCCCGCUGCUGCAGUGGAGCGCCGCCGCGGGAAUGCUGCUGGCCGGCGUUUACCAGCUGUGCAGCGCCCUGAUGCUCUGCCUUUGGCCCGCCGCCAAGCAGUUCCAGAAGGUGGACCAGGCGGAGCGGGGCACGGCGGUGCAGAUGAUCGGGGCUGGCCUCAGCUUGGCCAGCGGGCUGCGGAAGCCGUCGGUUCAGCUGGAACCGGAGGAGCAGCACCACCUGCUCCUCGGCGGAGGUGGCUUUUUGCCCAAGUUGGCCAAGGCGUAACCCAGCGGCGGACCGGAAUGCCUACCUCAACUCAAGAAGAGGAACACUGUGAUAUUUAGGCUUAAGAUUCGGUGUAAAUUAUUGUGCUCAUCGGAAACAACUUAGGGAACGUCCGUGCCUACGUACUAGUUAACGAUAACGAUAAGUUUGGGCUACACUUAAAGUAGAGUGGUAACAGUAAGCAAUGUACAGCUGAGCUUGCACUCGAUAAAUACAGGUCGAUAGCAAUGUAA
Drosophila rhopaloa is the source of this 2355-nucleotide messenger RNA. RefSeq names its product lysosome membrane protein 2. The record is from RefSeq and is a predicted model, not a curated record. NCBI's taxonomy places the organism in Eukaryota, Metazoa, Arthropoda, Insecta, Diptera, Drosophilidae. The coding region runs from base 464 to 2122 and encodes 552 amino acids. Gene Ontology annotation, molecular function: scavenger receptor activity. The transcript has 7 exons. Gene Ontology annotation, cellular component: membrane; cytoplasm.